Molecule: messenger RNA, 7116 nt
Organism: Phascolarctos cinereus (koala)
Lineage: Eukaryota; Metazoa; Chordata; Mammalia; Diprotodontia; Phascolarctidae
Gene: PARG
Product: poly(ADP-ribose) glycohydrolase
Biological process (GO): regulation of DNA repair; carbohydrate metabolic process; ATP generation from poly-ADP-D-ribose
Cellular component (GO): nucleus; cytoplasm
Molecular function (GO): poly(ADP-ribose) glycohydrolase activity
Source: RefSeq, a predicted model, not a curated record
UCCGCCCCCACCCGCCGUCGCCCCUCUCCGGGCCGGUGAAUGAGGCUCUCCGCCCGGGCUGGCCCGGGGGCUGCGCGCCGCGGGACCCCAGCAUGAGUGCGGGCCCCGGCUGCAAGCCCUGCAGGAAGCGAGCCCGCUGCGGCGCCCCGAAAUCGCCGCCGCCCGCCGCCUCAGAUCUCCUGAGCCAGCCCGGAGGGAAGAGACAGCUUUCGGCCCUUCAGGUCUUCCCGGGGCAGGCCAUCCUGUCUCCUCUGGGGCAGACGACGCCGUCGUCCCCAUCCGCCGGCUCCCCAGGACCAGCAGCGUCCCGGCCGCCUAGCGUCGGCUCGGGCGGCAAGUUGGGGAACAAAGUUUUCAAACAAAAGGCAAUUACCAGUUGGGUGGACGCUAAAGGAUUCAAAAUAGUGUCAAAAAGUUUGCAGAGUAAAGAUACCGUUGUAACAGCAGGAUCUAAGAUGAGUUCUGUACAGAAAGAUAACUUUUUCCAACACAACGUGGAGAAAUUAGAAAAUGUUUCUCAGCUGAGCCAUGCUAAAUCCUCUCUAGAUAAAAGUACAAAGCAUUUCAGCCAUCCUCUGAUGUCCAGUACCUGUAAAUUGCAAAGUGAAGGAAAACACACAGAGCUUUUGGAAGCUGAACCGCAGGAAGUAACUGUUGUGGCAGAUCAGUUCAGAAAUGCUAAUGUGGAUCAGUUGCCCCAGAGUGAUGAUCAAAUUCACAUAGAUUGUGAAGAAAAUAGAGAUAAUAGGCAGCUCUUAUUGACACCUGUAAAGAUGGCAAAUUCCAAGCAGCCUAUGAAAGAUACACAACCAAGAGAAUCCUCAAGCAAUCUGCAGCCCAGUAAGUGUUGCCAGCCUGACCGUGACGCUAGUGCAGAUAGUCAGCAGGAAGAGAUAGAUGUUGUUCCUGAGAGUCCGCUGUCAGAUGUUGGUUGUGGUGACAUUUUACCUGGUCAGAAAAAUGUUGAGAAGAUGAGCAGACAAGAAAGUCCGGCAGAGUCUCCUCCUUUUGAGAAAGAAAGUGAACCAGAGUCCCCAAUGGAUGUUGAUAAUUCUAAGAAUAGUUGUCAGGAUUCAGAAGCAGAUGAAGAAACGAGCCCAUGUUUUGAUGAGCAAGAAGAUGGUAGUUCCUCCAAAUCAGCAGAUAAAUCAUCUAAGUUUCAAGCAAGAGAGGCUAAAAUUGAAUGUAAAAAACAGCAAUCUACUAGAAUAUGCGAAGAUAGUGGAUUGAGCCUUCAGUUUGAAGGAGUAGAGAGUUCCACUGGAGAGGAUCAUUUACAUACCAAAUCCCCUACCAUCACUGGUCUGAAUGUGGAAUGCAAAGGUCCCAAGCAACUUGGGAGAAAGGAUUCUAAAAUAACAGAUCACUUCAUGAGAGUACCUAGAGGAGAGGACAAAAGAAAAGAACAAUGUGAAUUUAAGCACCAAAGACCAGACAGGAAGAUCCCCAAAUACAUUCCACCUCAGGUUUCCCCAGAUAAGAAAUGGCUUGGAACUCCUAUCGAGGAAUUGAGAAGAAUGCCUUCGUGUGGAGUUCGUCUUCCUCACCUGAGACACUCUGUCAAUCAUACAGUAACUGUUCGGGUAGAUCUUUUGAAAGCCGGAGAAGUCCCUAAACCUUUUCCAACACAUUAUAGGGAUUUAUGGGAUAAUAAACAUGUCAAAAUGCCUUGCUCAGAACAAAAUUUGUAUCCUGUAGAAGAUGAGAAUGGCGAACGAACAGCAGGCAGUCGGUGGGAACUCAUUCAAACAGCACUGCUCAACAAGUUUAACCGUCCACAAAACUUGAAGGAAGCUAUAUUGAAAUAUAAUGUUGCAUAUGCCAAGAAGUGGGACUUUACAGCUUUGGUCGACUUCUGGGAUAAGGCCCUUGAAGAAGCAGAGGCCCAGCAUUUAUGUCAGUCUAUCCUGCCUGAUAUGGUGAAAUUAGCCCUUUGUCUACCAGAUAUUUGCACUCAGCCAAUACCUCUACUGAAACAGAAGAUGAAUCACUCCAUCACAAUGUCACAAGAGCAGAUUGCUAGUCUUUUAGCUAAUGCUUUCUUUUGCACAUUUCCACGCCGAAAUGCUAAGAUGAAAUCUGAGUAUUCUAGUUACCCAGAUAUUAACUUCAACAGAUUGUUUGAAGGAAGAUCUACAAGGAAGCCUGAGAAGCUUAAAACCCUCUUCUGCUACUUUAGAAAAGUCACUGAGAAAAAACCUACUGGCUUGGUGACAUUUACAAGACAGAGUCUUCAAGAUUUUCCAGAAUGGGAAAGGUGUGAAAAAAAAUUAACUCGGUUACACGUAACUUAUGAAGGUACCAUAGAAGGAAAUGGACAAGGCAUGCUACAGGUGGAUUUUGCUAAUCGCUUUGUUGGAGGGGGUGUAACCAGUGCAGGGCUGGUACAGGAAGAAAUCAGAUUUUUAAUCAACCCUGAAUUGAUUGUCUCACGACUCAUCACAGAGGUGCUGGAUCACAAUGAAUGUCUUAUCAUCACAGGUACUGAACAGUACAGUGAAUACAUAGGCUAUGCAGAAACAUACCGUUGGGCCCGAAGCCAUGAUGAUAAGAGUGAAAUAGAUGACUGGCAGAGGCGCUGCACAGAGAUUGUCGCUAUUGAUGCGCUUCACUUCAGACGCUACCUCGAUCAGUUUGUGCCUGAGAAAAUCAAGCGGGAGCUUAACAAGGCUUAUUGUGGUUUCUUCCGACCUGGAGUUUCUUCUGAGAAUCUUUCAGCAGUGGCCACAGGAAACUGGGGAUGUGGUGCCUUUGGGGGUGAUUCUAGAUUAAAAGCCUUAAUACAAAUACUGGCAGCGGCUGCAGCCGAACGAGAUGUGGCUUAUUUUACCUUUGGGGAUUCAGAAUUGAUGAGAGACAUCUAUGGCAUGCACACUUUCCUUACUGAAAGAGGACAGACAGUUGGGCAAAUUUAUAAGCUGCUGCCGUAUUACAAUGAAGAAUGCAAAAGCUGUUCAAGCUCAGGACCAGAUGUUAAGCUUUAUCCUUUCAUUUACAGUAUCAUUGACUCCUAUGCAGAUACCACCGACCACAAUGGGAAAAGGACAGGAUUCCGUGGAUUGGAAUGAAUGGGAUUCCUCAGUGUGGAUCCUUUCUUUCUCCACUUUCCCCGUCCCUCCAGUAUGCUGUUUGAAUUGCUGGGUGUAAUAUAUGAACUGGCUUAACUUAAUAUAAUUGUGUAUAUAAUCUUGCAUUUGUAAUCCAGUAUGCUGUCUCAUUUUGGAGAGAUGGGAUUUUUCAGGUUGUCCAUUUAAACCACCUCCAUCCUGAUUUAGAGUCAGUAUUGUUAGGUAUCAUUUUAUUUCUGUUUUUUCUUAUUCAUCAGAAUAUUUCAGUCCAUAUUCUAUAGGCUCCACAGUCCAUCAGAUUUCUUAUAAAAAACCUGUAAAAGGUUAUUCUUUAUCCUUCAGUUUUUGAUGCCUGUAAAUCACACAGAUUGCCUCUGUAACUAAGUGAGUACCAGUGAUUCCUGGGUGUUCUGUUUAAAGGCCUUGUAGUUGUUUUUUUAUUGACUGUGCUCACGAAUAAUACUUUCUCCUCCAACUCAAACUCAAGGAUUAAUGUGGCUGCAUUAUUUGAAUUUUUGAAAAUAAAGAGUUGUGUGUACACACACACACACACACACACACAUUUAUAUAUACAGAUAUAGAUGCACACAUACACAUACACGUUUCCACACAUGUAGCACAGUAAAAAUGCCCUGGGUUUAAAUAUAUUUUCAAUAUAAAAAUCAUUAUGGUUUUAACAAAUUUUGCUGGUGAAGCACCACCUACAUCAUCAACUUGUCUGACCUUUUUUCUUAAAACACAUUCCACUAUAAUAUUUUUGAAAUCCCAUAAAGGUGGAGGAAAAUACAAAAGAAGGGAAGAGGUCUGUGUGAAACAAAUAUAGAUUUGAAAGUGUUGAAGCUUUUAAAAAAAACAAACUAGGAUCAAUAUAUGCAGUCAGUGGUGGAUGAGGAAGUGUAUAUUAGCAAGAAGUUGGGAACUAGAACUUGAAACUAAUUUAUCUUCAUUGAAGUCACUCUGGUAUUUUGGGGAUGUAUAGUUAACAGAUUUUCAGUGGCAUAUUAUUUAAAAGCUAUCCUCUUUCUCAUAGCUGUAUUUUUUUUGUUAGACCACUAUGGACUCCAGUGUGUUUAAUUUGUGCCCACAAAAAGUAAAUGAAACUGAAGUAACAGAAAAUUAUUAGGCUUGGGCUUUAUCAGAGACUCUGUCUUCUGUCCUCUUCGCUACAGUUAGAUGGAUAGACAACUGGAAACCACCUGUGAAAGGCUACGUACUCCUAGAAAAUUGGAGAGAAGGAUUAUAUUAGUGACUUGUUGUAACAUCUACAAUUUGAGCAGAAAAAUCUGUGACCAGGUUUUCAAGGCAGUUCUGGAACAUAACCGGACUGUCAAAACUCUGGCUUAUGGUCAAUUAGUAGGGAGCUUGAGUUCUGUUCGGAAGCAGUUAUGGACCCCAAAUGUUAGAACUGUCAAGGACCUCAGCCGUGAUUUAGUUAAAUGCUCACUUUAGAGAUGAAGAGACAAGGCCCUUUGAGGUUAUUUGCUUUGGUGAAAAUCGCUUAGCAGAUUAGUGCAGAGCUCAGGUCAGACCCUGGAUGUACUGAUCUCAAUCUGGGGCUCUCCCUCCUUUGUUUCCUUAGGACUCCCUGGACCUUGCUCUACUAGAAUUUUGUUGUACUGAUAUUGUAUAAACUUUCCCUGUUAGGACCCCCAGGUAAUUCUCUUAAGACUGUAAGAUUUGCAGAAGAGUUCUUAAUUUGCAUCAGUGCAGGAGAUUUUCAUACUAGGAGUUUCACAUGCUGAUGAAAUCACAAAUGUGGACCGAAAAUAUUGUUUGUAAUAGUUGGACCAUUAGCUAAGACUUGGAUUUAUUUUUGUUACAUAGAAAUACCCCACAUAAUGGUUCAACUGAUUUUUUUUGGAGCAGUAAUGUGUUAACACAUUUUAACUAGUUCUUUUUAUAAGGUUUCAUAUCCUUGUUUUAAUGUCAUUAGACUCCUCACUGAGGCAAUUCUGGAUCCUGUUCCUUGGCGGGGCAGUUCUGUGUCUACUUUCCUGAGCUCUGCCCUUUCGUGAUCUUUCACCUGGAGGAGUGUUUUCAUGGAGCCAUUUAACAUUAGCUGUCAGUAUGAUGACAUUUUGCAUUUGUUGGUACACAUAUGAUUGGCAGUAGCUUUUAUCACAACAGCCAAAGAUACUAUUCAUUUUCACCCUAACGUAGCCAAGGGCUUGAAAUUCACUUUUUUUUCUAUUGUUAGUAUCUUUCACCUUUCCUUCCAUCCUACUUAGAACUUUGGCCAAGUAAUCAUAGUUAAAUUUUAUUUUCUUUCCUCCACUCGAAUGUUGAGUAGACUGUUCUUCAAAUCAGUUCAAAGGGGGGCUUCAGUACAUAAUAUACUGUACAAAUUAAUAAAUCCAGGUGAAGGUUCCCAGAGGUAAUGGUCUUCCAAACCUGUAGCCCUGUUUCUUACUUCUUCUUGGUGCUGAACUAGGGAAAUAAGUAAUUUCAUCUCUUCUUUCCAAGCUGGUUCCUUUUUCUCAGAUGUAAUAGGAAUAGUACAUUUAGGUGGCAUGACAUGAGAAGAAAUAAUACUUUUUAUAUGGGAAAGAGGUAGAGAGAGCAAUCAUCAUAGAUGAUUUUUUCUUCUUUAAUAGCCUAUGGGCUAUUCAGACCAGAUUGAGACUGCUGAGACCUUUGGUAUUCUUCAUCCAGAAAGUACCUGAGCUAAUAAUGUUUUCUCUUUUUACUGGAGUAUUCAAUAAUCAGAGGAGGAAAAAUUGCUAUCUCUACUGUGAGAUAUUUAUUGUUCUUUUAUCUACUUGAACUAAAGGUAAUGGUUUUCAUUGUCAUUUAAUGGCAUCUACAAUUUUUUUCUGUAUAAAUGAGAAUAAAGAGGUAUCUUACUUUAUAACCACUCGGAAUUUUUUCAAUAUAUCACAUACAUGGUUCUGAGAAAGUUCUCAGGGGUUGGCAGAGGGAGAAGGAAAGUUAAAUUUUAAUCAAAACUUGACUAUCAUGUAAUUCCUAUCCUAACCUUCCUUGAAAGUGUAAAGGCAGAAAAGUAAAGUAUGGUCACAUUCUUUACUAGGUACCUGGCAUUGAUCAUUACUCAUGAGUGAGCAUGUAUAGGAUUGGUUCACACAUCUUUAAGUGGGUGUUUCUAACCCUUCUUCAUUGAGAUGAUUGUCAGCAGCACAGAUAUGCCAGAUUAGUGGUUUGGAAAAGAACUUUAACAGGAAUUCUCUCUAUGACCCAUACGCUUCUCACCAAUGUUAUUUUUCUUGGUGGAAAAUUAACAUGCACUUAAUUCCCAUCUACUUCCCCCCCUUCUCUCUAGCAAUCUCUGUAGCUUCAUGUAGAGGUAUGCUGGAGCCAGCUCUAAUCCAGAAAGUCGGUUGUUAAAUUUUCAAUGUGAGCAUUUAUACCUUGGAAAUUGGUUACAGAGUAGAGCUUUGUUGAUUGUUUAGGCUUAAGAAAGCCAAUGGAGAAAAUAAUGCAGAUUAAACUUCAAAGUAUGUCAUGUGUACAUCCCCCCUUCCUCUCCCCCAGAACAUUUACCAGCAUACAUGCCACCAGCCCCCUCAAGUCUUUGUGGUAAAACAGUGAUGUCUAAGGCAGUUCUGCAAUAAAGGGAUCAGAAUUUUUCCCAUAUCAAAGCUGAUUAUAUAUAGUCAAUCUUUCAGCUGAGUGGAAGGGAAAAGAUUGAGGAUGAAAGGUGGGAAUUUAAACCAAUAGCCAGUAGUUAAUAUUUAUUAAGCACCUACUGUAUACAAGGCACUGUGCUAACAAGAUGAAUUGUUUUUUGUUAUACUUCAGUUGUCACAGGAAGCAAUUAAUAGCUAAAAUUGCACAAAAAUUUUUGGCAUUAUGUCCUUUGGUGCCAGUUUUCUUGGCUCUCCCACUCUACACUUCUGUAUCUGUCAAGCCAUAAAGACUAACAGUUUGCAUCCAUCUGACAAAUGACUUGGUUUUUCCUGACAAUUUCAUCUGAAUUCCUGCUUAAUGCAUCAUCAUCAUUUUUAUUUUGAGAGUGGGAGGAGGUGUCUGUAUGCUGAUGUUUACAUGAUUUUUAUAGGAAGACAAUAAAGACAUUCUGAUCACAUUGUUA